This is a messenger RNA of Aspergillus terreus NIH2624, 1362 nucleotides long. It is a transcript of the gene csn12, whose product is annotated as protein csn12. Lineage: Eukaryota; Fungi; Ascomycota; Eurotiomycetes; Eurotiales; Aspergillaceae. Gene Ontology annotation, molecular function: RNA binding; double-stranded DNA binding. The transcript is spliced from 6 exons. Gene Ontology annotation, biological process: transcription elongation by RNA polymerase II; poly(A)+ mRNA export from nucleus; post-transcriptional tethering of RNA polymerase II gene DNA at nuclear periphery. Gene Ontology annotation, cellular component: transcription export complex 2. Bases 1 to 1362 code for a protein of 453 amino acids. The record is from RefSeq and is a predicted model, not a curated record.
AUGGCUUCUGUCUUUGAUGACUUUGCGAAGGGCCAGAAAACUGGUUCUGGUCCGACCCUUGCGGCCGCCCUCACUCCGAUCGCUCCCCCCGACUACCCGAGUCGCCUGUUCUCGUUCUACCGCUUCUCCAACGCCGCUCACGUCUCCUCCGACCUCCGCUAUUCGCUCUUUCAAGCCAAUGGCGUGAAGCUACCGAAACAAGAGCAGAAUGCCUGGAUUGACAUCUUUACUGCUUAUUGGAAGGCAGUGUCGGAGAUCGUCACGUUUGAUCUGUCACCUUCCGAUGCGAGCUGGGCCAAAGUCUUUGACGCUUGGAAGGAAUUGACCAACGUGCUGGUAAGGGGAUACACGAACGGUGGACUUCAAGCAUGGACGAUCCCGUGUUUGUACGUUGUCGGGAAGUACCUGCGCACGUUUGCGAUCCGAGCCGAUGCGGAACUCGCCUCUCUGGGCUCUGUCGCCUCAAAUCAAUUCCAGGAUGAUAUAGCGUCGGAGUUUGAAAAGAGUGCGAAAUUGGAGGAAGCUGCUCGUGUCAUGAACCGGAUGUUCACGUUGUGUCUUACCGACAGAGCACCGAUCGAAGAAUCGCGAAAGUGGGGCGUAUACAACAUGACGAACUUGUUGUUCAAAACAUACUUCAAGCUUAAUUCCGUUGGACUCUCGAAGAACUUGCUUCGCGCUCUCGAAGCUUCGUCCGCGGACCUUCCGGAAAUGGAGGCCUUUCAUAAAUCCCAAAUCGUCACUUUCAAAUACUACGUCGGAGUUAUUCAUUUCCUAGAUGAAAACUACGUCGAGGCGGAAGAACAUCUAGCAUACGCAUGGCGCAUGUGUCACAGACAUGCAACCAAGAACAGAGAGUUGAUCCUCACAUAUCUUGUGCCCUGUCACCUCGUCACAACACAUACAUUGCCAAGCAAGAAGCUCCUCGCACAGUUCCCUCGUCUCGAGAGGCUGUUCCGACCACUUUGUACCUGCGUCAGAAAAGGAGAUCUGGUUGGGUAUGAUGCCGCCAUGGCUGCUGGGGAGGAAGAGUUUGUCAAGCGACGGAUCUACCUUCCCUUGGAGAGAGGCCGCGACAUCGCCCUGCGGAAUCUGUUCCGGAAGGUAUUCAUUGCGGGCGGGUUCGAGGAGUCCAAAGAUGGCCAACCUCCCAUUCGGCGGACUCGAGUGCCUAUUUCCGAAUUUGCAGCAGCCCUACGAAUUGGCAUGCAUACAAGUUCUCGAUCUCGGAUUGAUAUCGACGAAGUCGAGUGUUUGCUGGCGAAUCUCAUCUAUAAGGGGCUCAUGAAAGGGUAUAUUGCUCGUGAACGUGGUAUGGUUGUCCUUAGUAAAGGGGGCGCCUUUCCAGGGACGGGUGUCUAG